AUGGUGGGGCAAUGGUGGCAGCAGCAGGUCCGGCGGCCAGCACCUGUGGAAGAAUGCAGUGCACAGCCCCCUCCAGUGGACCAGCAGAUUCCACAGUCUCACCGUUGCGUGCUGCAGAGCCUGCAGACACAACUGGCAACCAGCAACUUCACUAUUGGCCCUUUGCCACUAUUCCUCCAGAUUUUAUUCACCACUGAGGAACGUGAGAGGAUCCAGAUGGAAGCCCAGAAAUCUGCCUUGGGGGAUAAUGGGCAGCCCACUACUAAUAUAGAUGUGAUUAAUGCCACCUUCCCCUUAACUCAUCCUAAUUGGGACUUCAACAUGGCUGAAGGAAAACUGUCUAAUAAAACCUCCUUGGUUCACGGGGCUACAGGAACAAAUCAAUAUUCAUGGACUACCCAAAGAACAGUGGAUCUCGGCAUGGGUCGGGUAUCCCACUCAUUCAUGGUAAUUCCAGAAUGCCCCUAUACACUUCUUGGGAGAGAUAUACUAACCAAAAUAGAAGCACAAAUCCACUUUCAAAAAGGAGGGGCGACCAUUAUGGACAGUUAGGGCCAACCUAUUCAGGUGUUCACUGUAAACCUAGAAGAUGAGUAUAGACUCCACCAGCAACCCCCUCCUCCGCUGUCUGAAGAUAUAAAACAGUGGUUAUUAGCUUUUGCUAAGGCAUGGGCUGAAACUGGAGGUGUAGGGUUAGCAAAACAUAGGCCACCAGUUUAUGUGGAAAUUAAACCUGGAGCAGACCUGGUCAGAGUCCGUCAGUACCCUAUGUCAUGAGAAGCCUGGGAAGGCAUAACCCCCCACAUCCAGCGCCUGUUAAAAUUAGGAAUACUCUGACUCUGUCAGUCUUCUUGGAGCACCCCUCUACUCCCUGUUCGAAAACCUCAUUCCAAUGAUUAUAGACAGGUACAAGACCUCCGAGAAGUCAAUAAACGGAUCAUAGACAUUCAUUCUACUGUUCCUAACCCAUACACCCUCCUUAGUUCUUUACCCCCAGAUCACCAGUGGUACUCAGUCUUGGACCUAAAAGAUGCUUUUUCUAGCUUACCGUUGGCCCCAAAGAGCCAGGACUUGUUUGCCUUUGAAUGGACAGACCCCAUGGAAGGCAAUAAUGGACAACUAACCUGAACGAGAUUAUCUCAAGGGUUCAAAAAUUCGCCUACAAUCUUCGACGAGGCUCUGCAUGACGACCUGGGUAAGUUCCGAUCCGACCACCCCGGUCUCAUGCUAUUACAAUAUGUAGAUGAUCUCCUAGUUGUUGCAGCAGACUAUGAGACCUGUCUCCAAGGAACCAGAGACUUACUCCGAACAUUAGGAGACAUGGGCUACAGAGCCUCAGCCAAAAAGGCUCAACUUUGCCAACCCGAGGUGAGCUAUUUGGGGUAUAUGCUAAAAGAAGGACAAAGGUGGGUGACCAGGGCCCACAAGGAGACUGAACUAAAAAUCCCUAGACCCAACACCCCACGUGGGGUGCGGGAGUUCCUAGGAUCAGCCGGCUACUGUAGACUCUGGAUACCAGGUUUUGCAGAACUGGCGAAGCCUCUCUAUGAAGCAACCAAGGAGGGGCAGAAAUUUCAGUAGACAGAAGCCAUGGAAAAAUCCUUUAAUUCAAUUAAGACUGCCCUUUUGUCUGCUCCUGCCCUUGGACUACCUGACGUAACAAAACCCUUCCAUCUAUACAUUGAUGAAAAUAAGGGGGUAGCGAAAGGAGUUAUAAUAUAACACCUGGGCCCCUGGAAAAGACCGGUAGCCUAUUUCUCAAAAAAAUUAGACCCAGUGGCGGCGGGGUGGCCCCCGUGCUUAUGCAUAAUAGCAGCAACAGCCGUGCUAGUCAAAGAUGCGGGGAAACUUACACUGGGACAGGAACUAUAUGUUACCACCCCACAUGCCAUAGAAGGAACUCUUAAGCAACCUCCUGAUCAAUGGCUUAGCAAUGCACAGCUCACCCACUACCAAGGACUGUUACUGAACCUAACUAAGAUUAUCUUCCAGUCACCUAUGGCACUGAACCUUGCCACCCUGUUACCGGAUCUGGAUUUAGGUGCUCUGCUCCAUGAUUGUGUCGACAUUCUGGCUCAGGCGCAUGGAACCCGAGCUGACCUACAAGACACACCUUUACCGGAUGCCGAGGUUACCUGGUAUACAGAUGGGAGCAGCUUUGUGCAUGAUGUGCAAAGGUAUGUGGGGGUGGCAGUGGUGACAGAAACUGCAAUAGUUUGGGCUAAACCAUUACCGGCUGGAACAUCGGCUCAACGAGCUGAACUCAUAGUAUUGACCAAAGCCUUAACUUUGGGAAAAGACAAAAAGUUAAAUAUUUAUACAGACAGUAGUUAUGCUUUUGCCAUGGCACAUAUUCAUGGGGAAAUUUAUCAGGAAAGGGGGCUACUAACCGUGGAAGGGAAGACAAUUAAAAAUAAAAAUGAGAUCCUAAAUCUACUAGCUACCUUAAGGCUCCCAAAGAAACUUGCCAUCAUUCAUUGUCUGGGACACCAGAAGACCACCUCCCGUGCCCAAGGCAACAAUUUGGCAGAACAAACUGCCCGAGAAAUUGCACUGUCUACCAACCUGGUAUUAACCUCCAACCUACCUGAUCCUGGGACCAUCCUUCCCGAAAAACUGGGAGAAGAAAUUUUUUUCAAAAUACAUCAGACCACCCAUUUAGGAACCAAAAAGAUGCAGGAAUUACUAAAACGGGCCAAUGUAAUAAUUAAAAAUGCUCAAUCUAAAAUUGAAAUAAUUGUUUCUGACUGUAAAGCCUGUCAAUUAACCAAUGUUACUAAAAACCCUCCAAAUCUAGGCUCCAGAUCAAGAGGCAGCACACCAGGGACUUGCUGGGAAGUGGACUACACGGAGGUAAAACCAGGGGAAUACAGAUAUAAAUAUUUGUUAGGCCUUAUAGAUACCUUUUCAGGGUGGGUGUAAGCCAAGAGAGAAACAGCCCAUGUUGUAGCCAAGAAACUACUAGAAGACAUCCUACUCAGGUAUGGUUUUCCUACUACAAUAGGGUCAGAUAAUGGACCAGCAUUUGUGUCUAAGGUAAUACAGGGUUUAGCAACUAUUGUUGGGGCUAAUUAGAAAUUACAUUGUACUUACAGACCCCAAAGUUCAGGCCAGGUAGGAAGAAUGAACAGAACUCUAAAAGAGAUCUUAACCAAAUUAACCAUAGAGACUGACGGAGACUGGGUGACUCUCCUCCCCUUCGUCCUAUUUCAAGUCCGUAACUCUUCUUAUAAAUUAGGAUUAACACCUUUUGAGAUUGUCUUUGGUAGACCUCCACCUAUUACUCCCAUAUUGCAGUCCGAUUUGUUACAUGAAAUUGAUAAUUAUGAGUUCAUUUAUUCUCUUCAAGACCUGCAACAAACCCAGCAAGACAUCUGGCCAAUCUUAAGGGCCCUCUACCAAACUAGUCCUCUUCCCGAACCUCACCAGUACCAGCCAGGUGAUUGGGUGUAUGUGCGGAGACAUCGACAAGAGACUCUACAACCUCGCUGGAAAGGACCCUACAUCGUGAUCCUGACCACACCCACCACCCUCAAAGUUGACAGAAUAACCUCCUGGAUUCAUCAUACUCACGUCCACAAAGCCGAUCCUGUCCCUGACCAGGACUCACCAUGGCACAUCUCCAAGGACCCCAACAAUCCGCUCAAACUAAAACUUCAGUGA
This is a messenger RNA of Orycteropus afer afer, 3663 nucleotides long. Lineage: Eukaryota; Metazoa; Chordata; Mammalia; Tubulidentata; Orycteropodidae. The record is from RefSeq and is a predicted model, not a curated record.